CUAAACAGGAACUUCCGUCCCGAGCGGCGUCACCGUGUUAUGAUUCCCCCUCUUGUACACACGUUGACGUGAUGACGUAAAGCGCGGUAAAUCUCUUCUAUAGAUCGUGAAACAUGCAUUUAACACAUGAACUGGAGCUUUUUCCUGACCACAGAGUGACUCAAAUGCUCUUCAAGGAGGUGAAGAAUGCGUCAGAGUUGAGACAGUGUGCUGUGGAGGGUAAAAUAAACGGAGCCCUGAUCAACCCGACGAUGCUGGUGAGUCCUUUCCAUGUGCUGGUAGCUGCUAACAAGGCUGUCAGUUUACAGAAAAGUGGCAAAAUGAAGACAAGAAGUUUAUACUCAGAGAUAAUCUUCAACCUGUCACCUACUAAUAAUAUUUCUGAGGCGUUCAAAAGGUUUGGGAGCUCUGACGGCGACGAGUCUGUCCUGGUGGUCUUGGUUCACAACAAAGAUGAGUCCCAGGUUCUGUCAGAUAUCACAGCCAGAGUGAGCGGACGGCAGGUUCCAGCGGAAGACAUUUCCUCGCUGACAGACCAUGCAAAAAUCAAAAAGCUGUAUAAAAUCACCCCUCAGGAGGAGAAGUGUGGGACUCUGCUGGACGCAGUUGUAUGCAGGAUGGCCACCAAGGACGUCAUGUAGCUACAACAGGAAAAUGUACAAGAGUUAAAAGAAAAUAAAAAUAAAUGGUUUCCUUUUUUUCAUAUGA
This is a messenger RNA of Sebastes umbrosus (honeycomb rockfish), 708 nucleotides long. RefSeq names its product Tp53rk binding protein (gene tprkb). NCBI's taxonomy places the organism in Eukaryota, Metazoa, Chordata, Actinopteri, Perciformes, Sebastidae. The transcript has 6 exons. Gene Ontology annotation, biological process: tRNA threonylcarbamoyladenosine modification; telomere maintenance via recombination. Gene Ontology annotation, cellular component: EKC/KEOPS complex; nucleus; cytosol. The record is from RefSeq and is a predicted model, not a curated record. The coding region runs from base 114 to 641 and encodes 175 amino acids.